Messenger RNA from Dendronephthya gigantea, 2063 nucleotides. Its product is annotated as sphingomyelin synthase-related protein 1-like. The record is from RefSeq and is a predicted model, not a curated record. The coding region runs from base 11 to 1213 and encodes 400 amino acids. Gene Ontology annotation, molecular function: ceramide cholinephosphotransferase activity; protein binding; sphingomyelin synthase activity. NCBI's taxonomy places the organism in Eukaryota, Metazoa, Cnidaria, Anthozoa, Malacalcyonacea, Nephtheidae. Gene Ontology annotation, cellular component: Golgi membrane; endoplasmic reticulum membrane. Gene Ontology annotation, biological process: ceramide biosynthetic process. The transcript is spliced from 3 exons.
AGCAACAAUAAUGGCGUCCAACGCUGUAAAUUUGGCGUCCUGGGAUGUCGAUAAAGUGGAACAUUGGCUUGGCGAGAAUGGCUUUGAUUCAUAUAUCAAUAUGUUCUGUAAAACACACAAAAUCGACGGAAUAUGUCUGCUUAAUUUGACCGAAAGAGACUUAAGAGAGCCGCCAAUGCAAAUAAAAGUUUUAGGAGAUGUCAAACGGAUAUGGAUAGCCAUACUAGAAUUGCGAAAGUCUUGUGGAAAUUCGAAAAACAGUUUAAACUACUCGCGUACAAGUACCCCAGAUGAUUUAAAGUCAGCAACUGAUUUUUCGGAUGGUCGGAUCUUAACAGAUAACUCAGAUUCUGAUACUGAACCGACGGAAAUUUUUGUACGUUUGUCGACUGUUGGUGAUACCGGUCGUACUCUGGCUUCGGUUGCCUAUUGCAUUCUCGUUCUAAUUAUUACCUCAUUAACGAUGACGGUUGUCCAUGAUCGAGUUCCAGAUAUGACUCGUUAUCCACCCUUGCCUGAUAUAUUUUUAGACAACAUGCCUCUUGUUCCAUGGGCAUUCUACAUUUGUGAACUGUCAGCAUCAAUAAUGGGUUUCAUUCUUUUCAUGAUUAUCAUCCUGCAUAAACACAGGUUUAUCCUAAUUAGACGUAUCUGUGCAAUCGUUGGAACAGUGUUUCUACUGCGAUGUGUUACUAUGUUUCUGACCUCAUUAAGUGUACCUGGUGUGCACUUGGAGUGCUCUGGCAAGAUUUAUGGUGAUUGGGAAACAAGAUUCAAACGAGCAUUCACAAUAUUCUUUGGAGGAGGUCUUGCUUUAAAUGGUGUUCGCUCCUGUGGUGAUUAUAUGUACAGUGGCCACACAUGUGCUGUGACUUUGCUCAAUUUUUUUAUUUCUGAAUACACGCCAAGGCGAUGGUCAUUCCUUCACACGAUCUGCUGGUUGCUUAAUAUAUUUGGUAUCUUUUUCAUCCUUGCUGCGCAUGAGCACUACUCCAUCGACGUAUUCAUUGCUUUCUACAUAUCUUCGCGUAUCUUCUUGUACUAUCACGCCUUGGCGAACGCACAGUCGCUUGAUAACCGCGCCCAGCUGCGUACGAGGAUAUGGUUCCCGCUCUUUUAUUUCUUUGAAAACAACUGCAAGUUCAAGGGUCGGGUCCCGAACGAAUAUGAAUGGCCAAUCACGCUGCCGUUUUGGAACAAAAAGGAACAAUAAUAAAAUGGUUGUUUCAUUUUAGCACUUUUCUUAAAAGCACUCAUCUUAUGUAUUUUGCCUGAUUUUUACUAGAGGCUGGCCUGAUCGAUCAUACGUUCAAAACACAUACACACGUACAUGAACGUAGCACCUACCAAGAUCAAUCAUGAAUCAACACUUACAAACGAAUAUAAACAAAGAUAUAUUAGCACCCAGAUGAACCAGAGAGCCCAGAGGGCUUUCUAUUUCGAGACAGUGUGAUCGUACAUUAUUUUAAAUCAUGUAUGGUAUUCCCCCCGUUGGUUGCCGGGCUCAUCACAGUCCACUCCUCCUAUAUAGUCGGGCCCAUCACAGUCAACUCCCCCUAUAGCCGGGCUCCUCAGUCCUCACAGUCGACUCCCCUUAUAUAGUUGGGCCCAUCACAGUCAACUCCCCGUAUAGCCGGGCCCAUCACAGGCAACUCCCCGUAUAGCCGGGCCCAUCACAAACAACUUCCCGUAUAGUCGGGCUCAUCACAAUCAACUUCCCCUAUAGUCGGGCCCAUCACAGUCAACUCCCCGUAUAGCCAGGCUCAUGACAGUCAACUCCCCCUAUAUAGUGUGUAUACAACUUUAUUGCUUUUGUUAAGACAAAUUUUCACACAAAUAUAUACUCAUAUGAUUGGAUCACCCUCCUCUAAUGAAGAUCAGGCUACUAUUCAGAUUUUAAAUUUAGGAACUAAUAAAUAAAUAUAGUAUAAUUGGGUCAUUUGUAGCUAUAUUCGAAAGCUAUCGAAUAUAUGGCAAAGAUCUAUAGGGAAUUUCAAAUUAUAUAAAAUGUAAAAAUUGAUAUAUUAAAUUGAAAAAUUAGAAAGUAUUUAUAAUUAAAACGU